Molecule: messenger RNA, 864 nt
Organism: Caenorhabditis briggsae
Lineage: Eukaryota; Metazoa; Nematoda; Chromadorea; Rhabditida; Rhabditidae
Exons: 5
Coding region: 1-864 (287 amino acids)
Biological process (GO): regulation of DNA-templated transcription
Cellular component (GO): cytoplasm; nucleus
Source: RefSeq, a predicted model, not a curated record
AUGUUUAACGAUGAUGAUGACUUUCCAAUGGGAGCUAUGCAUAGUUUUGGCCAGAUGCAUCAUCAAAUGAUGAAUGAUAUGAACAUGAUGACGGGUGGAAUGCUUCGAAAUAUGGGAAUGGGUGGGUUCCCGGGACCAUUCGGUCAUCCAUUCGGUGGACUCAUGGGCCACCCCUUCGGAGCCAUAACAGAUGGAAGUGGUCAACCGGCAACUCGAAGACGUCAAGAACUAGAAAUGAAUCCAUUUGCUCCAUUUGGAGGGCUUUUGGGUGGAAUGGGAGGCAUCAGAAUGCCACCACCAGGACAAGGUACCAAUAUGUUCAUGAGUUCAAGUGUGAUGACUAUUGGACCCGAUGGAAGACCACGUGUCGAACAGCAAACAGUCAGAAAGCAUGGAGAUGUCACCGAGACGAAGCGACGCGUUGACAAAAACGGCGAAUCAUCGAUGUCAAUUGGUCAUUCGAUUGGAGAUCGAUCACAUUUCAUUGACAAGAAACGGGAUCGUGAGGGAAAUGUUCGAAAACAACAGAGAUUUGUGAAUUUGGAUGAAGCCAAUGCCGAAGCAUUCGAUCGCGAAUUCUCAUCCAGAGUGCGACAAGGAGGAUACGGGGGAGCCUCUAGAAGCAGCAACUUGAGAGAAGUUGAAGAUUCUAGCAGACGGCCUUCAGGCUUCAGAAGAACUGAGGAUCGUACGUCGUCGAGUCGUGGAGCUCCAAUUGUGACGUUGCCAGAGGAGGAGGAGACAUCACAAUCUCGCUCAUCUCCAUCCCGCAGAAUUGGAGGACCAUUGAUUCGAGAGAUCAGUGAAGAAGAGGCCGAGCAAGCGACAUCUUCAAUUCCAAAAAGACGUCGUGGACAGAUCUAA